Messenger RNA from Aureobasidium subglaciale EXF-2481, 3165 nucleotides. RefSeq lists its product as uncharacterized. Bases 122 to 2869 code for a protein of 915 amino acids. The record is from RefSeq and is a predicted model, not a curated record. Gene Ontology annotation, biological process: regulation of DNA-templated transcription; DNA-templated transcription. The transcript has 2 exons. Gene Ontology annotation, molecular function: DNA-binding transcription factor activity, RNA polymerase II-specific; zinc ion binding; DNA binding. Lineage: Eukaryota; Fungi; Ascomycota; Dothideomycetes; Dothideales; Saccotheciaceae.
UGGAUUGCUCGAGUUCAUCGAGUUCGUUGAGUUGGACUGCUUCAGCUUUUGCAAACCACGGCUUGUACCGCGUCCAUCUUGCUCACGGCGAAUACCGUGUCAGUCUUGGGAGCAGUGAGGCAUGAGCAGCAAACGGCCAUCUGAAGGCAGCCCCGAGGGCACGCCAGGCAAGCAAGCAAAGUCGGAGAAUGGCGACUUUUCUCGCUCAGUGCGCAAGAAGUUGACGACGACGUCUCGGACUGGUCAAGCUUGCGACCGAUGCAAGGUCCGAAAGAUACGAUGUGAUGCGCGUCCAGGAGGAUGCUCGCCAUGCAUGGCCAACAACCUCGAGUGCAAGACGACGGACCGCAUCACCGGGCGCGCCACGUCACGAGGCCAUACCGAACACAUAGAAGGAGAGAACAUGGCCCUCAAGCAGCACAUCAACGACUUGCGCCAGCAGCUGAUCGACUCGGGCCUGGAUCCUCGUCCGGCGCCCAUCAUGCCGCUCGACUUCAAUGGUGGUGGUGGUCAGCCCGCCUACGCCUGGCCUCAGCAGAUGUUUGACCUCUCGUCCAUCCUCGGUGCCGAAACCCAUCUCGACCUGUCCAAGCCUCGUGCCCGUAGCACCGCCGCCCUGCCCGACUAUCGCAACGCUUCUCUCGGCGACAACUACCUCGGCAUCUCGGGCGCAAACGAAUGGCUGUCUCCCAUCAAAGGCACGUCAGUCGCUCUCUUCGGCAUGGAGCUGGACCUCGUCGACUUUGUGACAAACGACAACGACGAAGCCUUUUCGCCCACCUCGUACGAGAACUUUCUCAGCAUCGCCUUCAAGUCGUCGCAGGAACGUCCACCUCCUCCGUCAUUCCCGUCGUACCGCGAGUGCAAGGCUCUCUGCGAGUGGUACUUCAUCUCGGUCAACUGUCAUGCGCCAAUUGUCCACAAGCCCGACGUUCUGGACAUGGUCGACCGUCUCAACUCGGACGAAGUCUAUCAGCCAGACAUCAGUGAGACUGUCCAACUACACAUGAUCAUCGCCAUGAUGUUGUUCCAGUCCUCGGUCAGGAACAGCCGUCCUACCCAAUGGGCCGACCACUACCGUUAUGCUGCCAGCUUCCUUCCCGAUCUGAUGGCCAAGCGUACCCUGCCUAACAUUCAGGCCAUCGCUCUGAUCUGUCUGCAUCUGAGGAACUUUACAAAGCCAGGUGCUGCCUGGUUCAUGUCCACCUUGACCCUCAACUUGUGCGCAGAGAUGGGUCUGCACAGAUCUGUCAGCGCUUGGGGCAAGUCGAGCCCCGAGUUCAGCGAGCAUGAAGUCGAGAUGCGCAAGCGUGUCUUCUGGAGUGUCUUGGUCAUUCACACGUCCAUUAGCAACAAGCUUGGUCGACCUUUGGCCAUGCGCCUCGAAGACUUUGACGUAGAGUUUCCCAAGGCUCUCGAUGACAACACUGGUACUGAGGCAACUUGUAUCGACGAAUGGCACAAGUGUUCGUACCGUGUCGCAUGCCACAACUUCAAGUGGGUGUUACUGGUCAUCCAGGUGCAGACUUCCAUCUACUCGGUCCGCGCUCCGCCUCAUUCGUACGAGCUCACCAUUCAGAAGCUCGAGCGCGAUCUUGAUUACUUCUUGAAGAGCAUUCCUAUCGAGCUCUCUGGUGGUCCCGAGACCGCUCAAGACGAUAGAGCUUGCUCAUUGUAUCUGCAAUUCGGUGCUCAGGAGCUGAAUUUGCUCGUCCACCACCCGGCCGUAUGCCGCACUCAAAACACCGAUGUCAACAACAAGAACCUGGAUGUAUGCUUGGACGCUAGUGCGAAGUUGCUGCAUAUUGCCCAGAGCAUGCGCGCGCUAAGAGCCCUCGACACCACCUGGCUCAAUGCGACCGUGUGGCUUUCUGCCAUGUUCGUCACACUUUUCGCAUACAACCAGCGCAAGGACCACAUCACAUCCUCUGAUCUUAACAACCUCAAGGAUACCAUGGAGCAGUGGUUAAGCAUCAUCGGUGAUAUUGGUCAGUUGAUGGGUAGUGGUGCUAAGCUGCAAAAUGCUGUUCGCCAUAUCGUCAACGCUUCUAUUGAUAACAUCCAUCGUCACCUUGCAGCUAAGACUGCAAGUGCUGCUGUCGCAUCUGCAAACAUUGCUCGCUCAUCACCAGCACUUAUCGAUGGUCAGCAGGAUGGUGUCAAUGGUUACAACGCUCCUGCAGGCUAUGCUCCAGCAUAUGUCCCUGCUGAUCCCAAUGGCGCACCUCCUACUGAUGCCUCUGCCGGCGCGUCAUACCUUGGUCCUGAUGACAAUGGUCUACAAGCACAACAACCAUACCAGACCAACGGCUUUGCAUACCCGGACCCAUCCGGUGGCUCCGCUCCCGCCUACCCUGCAUUCGUAGACAACAGCGCGUACACCAACGGCGACGACAUCAAGUCUGAGCUCACCGCGCAACUUGCCGCCCACAAUGCUGGUCACGCCCUUCACCAAACCACUCACAGCCACCCUCAAAACGUGCCUCAACAAAUGGCUCCUCACGACCAAACCACCCAAAACCUCUUCCAAGCCUUCACCUCUCCUUCCCCCAACACAUCCUACGCCUCACCCACCAACACCGCCACCACAACAGCCGUCAUGACACCCCAAAAUCCACCUCAGCAAAUGAUGAUGGGACCAGUUGCCUGGCGCCAUUUCACUCACGAUAUGCUCGGCAUUAUGGGAACUGGAUACCCUGGCUUCGACGUGCAGAAUGCUAAUGCGCUGUUGGCUUUGGGUCAGAAACCUCCUGGUGUUGACGCUAGUAGUGUUAUGCCUGGAGAUGGUAAUGGGAUUGUGCCACUGAUUGGAGAGGGACUUUGGCCGUUGACGACGUAUGGGCCUGUGAGCAGUAGUGCUGGGUAUUGACAAUGAUAGAUGACGAGUGAAAUUGCUCGUCUUUUGUCAUGAGCUUUAGGAGAGUGUGUUGAUGGGAUUUGUUUGCUAUGCGAAGGCGUUGAUGGAUGGGCUCGGCGUCGACGGAGGGGAGGGAGGUAAUGGGUUGCUUUUUACUUGUGCAGUUUCUAUUCUUGCGUCUCCUCAUUUCGCCGUUUUUCAAUUGCUUUUUUUUCGCUUUUGCUGAGCACAUGAUCAUAACCGGAAAAUGUCUCUCUACUUCAUCUCUCAUUCUCUCCUCUUGAUGUCACUUUUCGCACACGAUAUCG